ACACAGCCGAAGACAAGACGCAGAGAUGAGGUGCCAGUGGAGUGCUGCUGCUGUUGGUGUUGCUGUUGUGUGUGCGCUGCUGCUUGCUGUGGGCUGCGCUGAAGCUGCGAAAUGCGGUGAAAAGUGCAUGGAGCGCACAGCACGCAUGGUGGAGCUGCGCAAGGCUUCCGAUAGCGGUGUGAUCACAAUCACGGCAGGGAACUACAAGGACCUGCUGCAAACGCGUCCGCGCCAGUACGAUGUCAUCCUGGUCCUCAACGCGCUCAACCCUGCACGCCAGUGCACACACUGCAAGGCUGCGCAAGCCGAGUUUCAAGUGGCGGCGUCGUCGUUCUACCGCGCGUUCCCGGACAACGACGACCUCUUUUUUGCAUCCGUGGACUUUGAUGGCAACGAGGACGUCUUUCGCAAGCUGAAAUGUCAGUCUGCACCCGUCUUCUUCCACGUUCCGCCAUCAGGCAAACCCGUCCGCCACAACCAGCAAGUGCUUGCUGCAGAGGAUAUGGCCACAUACUUUGCCAGUGUCGUUGGCAAGAAGUUCCCCAUCUACCGUCCGCCGAACUAUGGCGGGAUGAUCAUCAGCGUGCUCAUCCUCGGCAUUGUCGCCGGCAUCCUCUACGCUGCCCGCUCAUAUGUCCUCCUCGUCGUCUCAAACCCAAAGCUCUGGGCUUGGUUCGCCAUCAUGUUUGCCCUGCUGAUGAUGUCUGGCCACAUGUGGCUCCAGAUCCGGGGUGCCCCAUACAUGGUCCCCAACAAGGACGGCACCGCGUCGGUGUUUGCGGGCUCGUCGCAGUACCAGUACGGCGCGGAGAGCCACGCGGUGAUGCUUCUCUACGGCAUUUGCGCUGCGGGCGUCAUCUUCCUCAACGAAACCGCAAUCCCCGCGAAAGAAGGUUCCAAGUUCCGGGUGUACACGGUUGUUGGCUGUGCAAUGGUUUUCCUGAGUUUCAGUUACCUCUACGCGUGCUUCCGCGUCAAGUACCCCGGCUAUCCCUUCCGUCUCCUCUUCUGAACAGCCCAACCCCUCCACCCCAAUGUUGCUGUGGCUGUGACUGUGUGUGUGUGUGUGUGUGUAUGUGUGUGUGUGUGUGUGUGUGUGUGGUGUGUGUGUGUGUGUGUGGUGUGUUGCGCUGCCGGUUUGUGUUUCCAUUUGUUCCGGUGCAAUGGUCGUUUACUGGCAAGAACAGUUGAUGCGAAUGAAUGAACCAACAGCA
Messenger RNA from Salpingoeca rosetta, 1214 nucleotides. RefSeq lists its product as uncharacterized. Bases 26 to 1012 code for a protein of 328 amino acids. The record is from RefSeq and is a predicted model, not a curated record. Gene Ontology annotation, cellular component: oligosaccharyltransferase complex. Lineage: Eukaryota; Choanoflagellata; Craspedida; Salpingoecidae. The transcript is spliced from 8 exons.